Messenger RNA from Drosophila arizonae, 2065 nucleotides. RefSeq lists its product as uncharacterized. Lineage: Eukaryota; Metazoa; Arthropoda; Insecta; Diptera; Drosophilidae. The record is from RefSeq and is a predicted model, not a curated record. Gene Ontology annotation, cellular component: nascent polypeptide-associated complex.
AUUUCAAGCGGUCUUGCACGUGUUGCUCGCGAGUUUUGUAUAUUGUAAAUUUUAUUAAAUAUAAAAAGCAAUCAUGGUGAAAGUACAAAAACCACAACCGAAAACUCUUAAGAAAAGCACAAAAAGUGAUGGCGUAAUUAAAGAAAAACAAAAAGUAAACAAAACCAUUAAGAAAUCAUCAAAAGCAAAUGGCUUAGCACCGGCCGAAACUAAAGUUGACAGUAAAAAGAUUUCAGCAAUAAAGUCGGAUGUCCAGAAGAGUUCUGAACGAAAGAACCCAAAAGUCGCAGUGGAGCCCAAGCUGGAAGAAGCAAAGCCCCCACAGAAGUCCAAGUCGACCAAGAGGCCCCUAGUUCUUGCACCUCCAAAAUCGCCGAUUGCUUUGCCCACAAAAACAAGCAAAAAGGCUGCUCCAGUGGCUACGCCAGUGGCUGCACCUGCUCCCAAGAAAGCUAAAAUAGCAAAGAUUGAGAGGACUGCAAGUGAGCCAGUAUUGAAAUCGGAGGUAAAGCAAAAGGCCAAAGCAGAAGUGGCUAAAAACAAGAAAAAGAUAAAGCAAAUUAAACAGGCUGUCGCCCCAGCCAUAAAGGACGAAGCCAAGAAGCAGGUAUCAAAAAAUGCAAAAGCAUCAAAGAAAGUUUUGAAUCAAACUAAGACUAAAUUGGCCAAUAAAAUAGGGGCAAAUAAGAAAGCCAAGAAAGGAAAGAUUUCAAAGAAGCAAAAAGACGUAAAGCAAAAGAAACCGAAAGUUGUGGAACUGAAAUAUGAAGUGAAAUCGUUUGAUGAGGAUAAGUUUAAUGAAAUUGUCUGCGAGAAAAAUGUGGAAAAGGUGUGCUCAGCGCUGAUGAGCCAGGUGCGCGAGGAGGUGCAGAAACUGAAGUCGAAGCCCAUCUUCAGCGAUUACCGCUAUAUUCUACAGGUGGCCAGCUAUAAGAUUCCCAGCUGCCCGAAGCGCAUAGUCAAGUUGGCGCUGAAGCACUCGCUAGUGGGCAAGGAUGAUGAUGUCGCAGUUAUUGUGACCGACUUGCAGCGUGGAGCUCGCUUCGACUAUGAGCCGACGGUGCAGCACUACGAGGAUUUGUUCCGUGAGGCUGGCAUCGAGCAGCGCCUGAAGAUUGUGCCAUUCAAUCAGCUACGCAACGACAUGGUUACAUUCGAAGCUAAGCGCAAGUUCCUAAAUAGCUAUGACUAUUUGCUCUGCGAUGGACGCAUCUCGGGUCAGGCUACCGCCUUCCUCGGCAACUUCACCCAGAAGCCACGUAAUGUGUUGCACUCCGUGCGUCUGAGCAAAAGCAAUCAGUUGCCCAAGGAGAUAUCGCGUGGUCUUUGCCGCACUGCUUACAGACAGCUGCGGAAGGGUGAUCUAAUAGCCAUUCCAGUCGGCAAUCAUGAGCACAGCGGCCAGCAGCUGGCAGAGAAUGUGCUGUGCGUCGUCAAACAGUUGCAGCAGCUGUAUCCUGGUGGGCUACCCAACAUACGUUCAAUGUAUUUGAAAAUCGACAUUGUUGGAACCUCUUCACUGCCCCUCUACAUUAGCUUGUGCGCCCCACCCGUGGACGCGCCGUACGUUGUGGGUCCACGCGAGCAGCGGAUGCUCAAGUUGAAGAAGCAGGCAAACGAAGUGCUAUCUAGAUUUGCUCUCACCAAGGAUGUUGAUUUCGUGAAGCUGACGCAGGAUCAGGUUAAGCGUAAGGCUGAACUUCGUCUGAAGCGAAAUGCACUCAAAGCUGAGGAUGCAAAGGACGAUGAGAAUAAGGGCAACGUACCGGAGGACUCCAUUGUGCUGGCCAAAAAGACACGUAAAAAUGUGGAAUCUGAAAAGGUUAAAGAGGACAAAGAAGAGGAAGAAAAUAAAGAUAAUGAUGAGGAUGACGGCGACGAUGAUGGAGAUGAUGAUGAGGAUGAGGAUGAUGAUGAGGUUGAUAAUGAAGAGGAUGAGGAUGAUGAUAAUGAUAAUGAGGAGGAUGAGGAUGAUGAUAAUGAUAAUGAAGAGGAUGAUGAUGAUGAUAAUGAAGAGGAUGAGGAUGAUGACAAUGAAGAGGAUGAGGAUGAUGACGAUGAAUAG